AUAUGAUAAAUAUAUAACCAAGAACAAGAGAAUAAAGAGUAAAUAAAUGAAAAUAUUAGAUAAUAGGAAGCAUAAAAAGAUAAGGAUUUAAUUGAGAAGACAAGAAUAGAUUAAAGAGGUGAAAAUAGUAAUAGAUAUAAUAGUUGGAUUUGAAGCAAGAGGAUUAGGAGUGGGAACUUUGAUACAUUAAGCAACACCAUAAUCAUCACUUUAUGUUGCAGGUAAGAAUAAUAAUAAUAAAAGAAAAUGAGAGAUUUGAUAAAGACUUUGCUAUAGCAGAUAAAAGAUAAAGAGAUUUAUAACUAUAGUAGAAAGGAUAAGUAAUUGAUAAGAGAAGAAUGGAAGGAUUAGAUAGAGAAACUAAAAAAUGGGAAUAUUAAGAGAAAUUAGAAUAAAAGGGUUAAUAAAAACUUAUUAUGUAGACUCAAACUUAAACUUAAGGAAAGAGAAAUUAAAAUGGGUAUAAAUUAUAAAAUUUUAAUUAUUAGAUUAGCUUAUAAUCCUAUUACCUUAUAGUAUGAUAAAACUUAAUAAGGAAAUUCAUUAAAAGAAUAAGAUGAUUAAGUAAAAGUUCGUCAAUAUGUAAGAGCUUAAAAUCUAGAUUAAAAAGGAAAUGCUGGAUUUAAUAUAUUAACAGGAGAAUCUCGUAAUGGAGUUGAAUAGAUUGUACCAAAUCAUUUAAAGAAUUAAUAUUAAUAAAAACUUAGAGAUCAUGAAUAACAUUUACAGAUAAAAACUCAUUCUUAAUUUAAUAAUUGA
Paramecium sonneborni is the source of this 759-nucleotide messenger RNA. NCBI's taxonomy places the organism in Eukaryota, Ciliophora, Oligohymenophorea, Peniculida, Parameciidae. The record is from the annotation of a GenBank genome assembly.